Molecule: messenger RNA, 974 nt
Organism: Protobothrops mucrosquamatus (brown spotted pit viper)
Lineage: Eukaryota; Metazoa; Chordata; Lepidosauria; Squamata; Viperidae
Product: integral membrane protein GPR137B-like
Exons: 5
Biological process (GO): negative regulation of bone resorption; regulation of autophagy; positive regulation of TORC1 signaling
Cellular component (GO): lysosomal membrane
Source: RefSeq, a predicted model, not a curated record
CCCCAGCCGGCAAAGUUAAGCGCAAGCUCUGCCCGUCCGGAUCCCGGGCGCCGAUGGAGGCCCUGGAACGGGACGCGCUGAGGAACGGCAGCCUCCUGCCUACUCUGAGCCCGGCUGUGCCGCCGUUCGUGAAGCUGGGUCUCACCGUUGCCUACACCGUCUUUUAUUCGCUCCUCUUCCUGUUCAUUUACAUCCAGCUCUGGCUGGUCCUGCACUACCGGCACAAGAGGUUUAGCUAUCAGACGGUCUUUUUAUUUCUGUGCCUGCUCUGGGCUUCUCUUCGGACGGUGCUCUUCUCUUUUUAUUUCAAGGACUUUGUCGCCGCCAAUUCCCUCCGCCCCUUCGCCUUUUGGCUCCUCUAUUGCUUCCCGGUGUGCCUCCAGUUUUUCACCCUGACGCUUAUGAACCUUUACUUCACCCAGGUGAUUUUCAAAGCUAAAUCUAAAUACUCACCAGAAUUACUUAAAUACAGGUUACCCCUCUACUUGGUGUCUUUCGUGGUCAGUCUGCUUUUCCUGCUGGUGAAUUUAACGUGUGCUGUGCUUGUGAGAUUAGAAAAUUCAGAAAGGAGGAUAAUUGUAUUGGUCAGGGUUGCUAUAAAUGACACGUUAUUUGUACUCUCUGCCAUCUCACUCUCCGUUUGUCUCUACAAGAUUUCCAAAAUGACCUUAGCAAAUAUUUACUUGGAAUCCAAGGGAUCAUCAGUAUGCCAGUUAACAACAAUAGGAGCAACUGUUAUACUAUUGUAUACCUCAAGAGCCUGUUACAACCUGGUUAUUUUAUCAUUUUCUCAAACUAAGGCAAUGAACUCUUUUGAUUAUGAUUGGUACAAUGUAUCUGAUCAGGCAGAUCUGAAAUGCCAGCUGGGUGAUGCUGGCUAUGUAGUAUUUGGAAUAAUCUUGUUUGUGUGGGAACUUCUCCCCACUUCCUUGGUGGUGUUUUUCUUCCGUGUUCGAAAUCCUACAAAAGACCUA